Messenger RNA from Seminavis robusta, 1765 nucleotides. Lineage: Eukaryota; Bacillariophyta; Bacillariophyceae; Naviculales; Naviculaceae. The record is from the annotation of a GenBank genome assembly.
CUCCGUCCAGUAAAUCUCCCAGUCCUUGGACGACCCGAAAAGACACAGCAAGAUCAACAGACAAGUGCAUACCGUACGGCGGUACGGCACGGACAGCGAUAACCAUCAAGAGAUUGCAAACCAAGGCUGCUUUUACUCUUCUCGAUCACUGUGUGCUCCUCUUCCAUCAAAAGUCAAAAAGCCAAGAGAACUACAGUACCUAUAGGGAAGAGAUCGAUGAUUGUGGCUGUUCUCUUGUGGUUGGCCACAGCAUGGCUGUGCCUUCAUUGGGCGACGGAUACACCGUUGUUUCUACUGAUGGCACCCUCUUGUAUCCUGUGGCUGCGAUUCAAGGCUCUCACGGGAUUUCUCCAGUCCACUUCCGACAAUCCUCUGUUGCAAGCUUACCAAAUGCCAGCCGCGGCUGUCAAGGCAGUCUUCCAGCGGACCCUGUACUUUUGCCUCUCGAGUUUGACGGUCCAUGAAUUCCUUUGGAUGCUGGACGAGAUUUUGUACCCGGACUACCGCAGGGUUAGUCUGGAAAAUAGUGUCUUUGUGGUGGCGUCGGUCCGAUGUGGCUCCACGUCACUCCAUCGAGCCCUUUCUUUGGACAAGGAGCGAUUUGUCAGUCCUAGAUUCAUCGAGUUAUUUUGGCCUUUUAUUUGCGUCCAAAAAUUCUUGGACUGGCUGGAAUUACGAGAUGAACGCCUGGGAACCACGGUGAUCAAAAAUCUGGAGGCCAAGUUCCAAGCACAACUUGGACCGGAUGUCAUGGCACGGCAUCCCAUGCACUGGCACGAAGCCGAAGAAGACGAUGUUUUGCUGGCGUCCACUCAUUUGGUGGGAUGGUAUCUAGCGGCGGCAUUUCCGCAUCCCGAGGUUUGGGUGCAAUCGGGUCAUGUCCAUAGAUUGCCACAAUCCGCUCAGCAACGAUCGUUUGUGCUAUACGAACGAGCCUUGCAGAAAAUAUUGUACCGAAGGGGAAAUGGCCACCAUCUUUUGACCAAAUCACAUCUGAUAUCCCUGGUACCCACCAUUGCCGACAAAAUUCCAGGAGCCAAAAUUGUGGGCAUGGUCCGACAUCCUGCCGAUGCCUUUGUGUCUCUCUAUGGACUCACGGAAGCAUCGUACAAGAGCUUGUCACCGGCGGAAGACUACGAUCCAAAAGCUCUCGUUGCGGGGCACGUACGAUUCUGGCAAGAAUUCACUCGCUCCGAAAUGAGCUUUUUGAAGAAUAAACACAUGGUGGUAACGUUGAAUGACUACGUUCAAGAUCAGGACAAGGUGGUGCACAAACUCUACGAUGCGUGGGGAUAUCCCAUUAGAGGGACGGAAUUUGAAAAACGCUUGGAGGCAGACCGAACCAAGCACAAAGCCUACAAGGCCAAAGCCAAUUACAAAAACCCAACUCUGGAGGAACUGGGACUCGAGAGGAAGUUGUUUGAUGAAAUGUUUGCAGAGUACUUGACUACCUUUGGCAUCGUGAGUAACUAAUUUUAAAAUGAAUCGCGCUAGCUAGUAAAACAGAUACACAAAAGGUCAGCAGAGUGCAGGAGAGAACAUCAACGUGCUGCCGUUAUCUAUUUGGCGUGCGUCGGCGGGUUAUCCAUGUGGCAUCAGCGUUCACGGCAAGAUCGAUCACAUCGUCAUGUUGCCCAGUAGUACGGUACAGUCAUCGAUUGCUUCCGUAUAGAAAAGCAAACAAUAGGAUGGAUCACAUGUCUUGCACAGAAAUAGAUGGCUUGGGAUCUGCAGUCCAAGUUUGUUUGGAUUCACCGUGGCCCCC